Molecule: messenger RNA, 453 nt
Organism: Cyanidioschyzon merolae strain 10D
Lineage: Eukaryota; Rhodophyta; Bangiophyceae; Cyanidiales; Cyanidiaceae
Exons: 1
Coding region: 1-453 (150 amino acids)
Source: RefSeq, a predicted model, not a curated record
AUGCUUCCUAUCGCGUCUACUGCGACGCAGAUGGGGAGCAACAAGACCAGAAUAUUUGCUCGACAGCCGGCAAAAGCCCCACCGCCUCUGGCCUGGUUGAGUCGACCCCGAGACCCUCGAGCAACAGCGAUUGCAGCUGCGGGCCAACAGUCCUCGCGACGGGUCAGUAAACGAGAACUGGAGUCACAUGGCAGUGCUACUGACGCCUGGACGGCUAUCCACGGAGUUGUGUAUGACAUAACCGCUUACUUCAGAUUCCACCCUGGUGGUGCGGAAAUCCUGUUCAUAGAAGCGGCCGGAAAGGAUAGCACAGCUGUGUUUGAUGAGAUGCACCCGUGGGUGAACGUGGCGUGGCUCCUAAAAGACUAUCGAAUAGGACUCUAUGCGCCCGAGUCGGAGGACGACGGCGGAGACGACGACGACGACGACCGGACGAUGACUAGUCCAGAAUGA